AUGCAUUCCUUGACAAAUGUCCUGAAGCGAGCAUCACGGACCAAGCCCAUCCCGGAAGAGGAAGAAGACGGUGGACUACGUCGUUGCCUGAAGACGAGGGAUGUGGUGGGCCUGGGGAUGGGCGUCACGGUGGGCGCCGGGGUCUUCAUGGCCACCGGCAAGGCCUCGGAAGAAGCCGGACCGGCUGUGGUGAUCGCCCUGCUGAUUGCCGCUUUUGGCUGUGGCUGCACAGGCUUGUGCUAUGCAGAGAUGGCCAAUUUGGCGCCAUCGACUGGCAGCUCCUACAGCUUUGUCUACCACUCUGCUGGGGAACUACCUGCCUGCAUGGUUGGAUUGACGAACAUCAUCAACAAUGUGAUGACUGGUGCUGCGGUGUCCCGUGGAUGGGAAGGAUAUUUGCGUGCUUUGCUGGUGACCGUGGGCGCACCGGUGCCCCAAUUCUUGGAAGGUUUCGCCUUCGGACCCUUUGAGAUCUCGUUCCUAGCCCCGCUGCUGCUGGGCUUCGUCAUUGCGAUCAACCUUUGUGGGACACUGGCUGUGUCGACCUUCAACAACGUGGUGACUGUGGGAUCUAUCACCAUGCUGCUCAUCUAUGUCUUUGGAGGUGCUGCGAACGUGGAUCCAGAUAACUGGGACCCCUUUAUGCCCACGGGUGUGUCUGGGGUGGCGCAUGCAGCAGGCUCCGUCUUUUUCUCCUACAUUGGCUUUGAUGUGCUGGCGACUCUCAGUACAGAGGCGACGCACAGUCGAGUGAUUCCCUUGGGCAUCGUCCUAACUCUGGCACUCUCCACCUGCCUCUACUGUUGUGUGGGAGGUGUUUUUACUGGUUUGAUCAAGUACACCGACAUCAGCAAGACUGCACCUUUGGCCUCUGCCGCGGAAUUGCGUGGCCUGCGCUGGCUGGCCUUGCUGGUGGCCAUCGGAGCGUUGGGAAAUACGCUGACCACAGUGAUCGGUUGUGUUUUGGCACAGCCAAGACUGUGCUUUGCAAUGGCCCAGGACGGUCUCCUACCCUCCAACCUCGUUCGCGUGAACCGCUUCGGCGCGCCGGCGCGCUCGCUGCUGGUGUUGUCCGUCCCGGCACUCUUCUUCGCCUUGGUCUUUGACUUCCACAAGAUUGCGGAUGUUGUCUCCGUGGGGGCGCUGUGCAUUUUUUCGUUGGUGUGUGCCUCUUUGAUCCUCCUGCGCUGCCCACGUGCUCUCCACGCCACAGGUGGCAAUUCUGCCGGCGCAGCGGCCUCUCACAGCAGCAACGAUGAGGAGCCCGUGCGACCGAGCAUGCCUGCCACCCGAAGUCCUCGCCGCGUCAUCGUAGGCCUGGUGACGUUCAGCAUCUCCAUCUUCGUUCUGGGCAUCCUCUUCCGAAUUCCAUCCAGCAGUACGUUGGCAGUUUGGCUGCUGCGUGGAUCGAUGGCAGUCGUCAUUCUUUCUGCGGCGAUCUCAGUGUUCUUUGUUUGCCUUCCCUUUCUUCAGAGCCGAGAAGACACCUAUACCUGGGCUGAACAGACCAAGCGCGCACAUGGAUUCAAGCUGCCGUUCAUGCCGGUUCCGCCAUUGAUCGGCAUUAUGAUGAAUGUGUUGCUGAUCUCACAGAUGAGUUUCCUGACAUUGAUGGAGGCUCUUUUCCUGCAGACCGUCGCUGGCGCCUUUUACUUUGGCUACUCGUUUUCACGGAGCCACCUCAACGUGACCAAGAAGACCUGGGCUCCGGUGUUUGCCAGCACCGUGCCUCCUCAAGAGCCAGAUGAUCUGUGA
Molecule: messenger RNA, 1755 nt
Organism: Durusdinium trenchii
Lineage: Eukaryota; Dinophyceae; Suessiales; Symbiodiniaceae
Source: the annotation of a GenBank genome assembly